Molecule: messenger RNA, 2020 nt
Organism: Aethalodelphis obliquidens (Pacific white-sided dolphin)
Lineage: Eukaryota; Metazoa; Chordata; Mammalia; Artiodactyla; Delphinidae
Gene: ZP1
Product: zona pellucida glycoprotein 1
Biological process (GO): binding of sperm to zona pellucida; prevention of polyspermy
Cellular component (GO): egg coat
Molecular function (GO): acrosin binding; structural constituent of egg coat
Source: RefSeq, a predicted model, not a curated record
AUGAAUUAUAACGACCUGUGGGGACGAACGCUAGCCGAGCUGGGCUCCUCCAGACCCUGCGUGACUGUCCAGUGCUUCAGAAACAGUCACUUCGUCCUGGUGGUGUCCCGCGGAACAGCCUUGGUGUGCAGGACACUAAUCAAUGUCCAACUGGUCUGCACCGCCCCCCAGCUGCUCCCCAACCAGGAGGCGGGAUCCUCCGUGGUCUCCACGGCUGGCCCUCUCACCUGCUGUGACACCACAGUCCAGGUGGACAGCAUCCAGCAGAACCAGUUGGUGUCCCACAUGGGCAUCUGGAUGGGGCCACACGGUUCCAUCAUGUGGGACGGCGCCUUCCUCACACAGGCUGGGCCGCGGGCUUGGGAAGAAGCCAAGGCUGUGCCUGACCGUCGCCACCUCCUGAUCUCGGAGGUUACAAAGCCGCAGAUGAGGCAGGAGAUGGCUGGGGCUGAAGCCCUGAGGCAUCCAUUCCCCCCCCCGGACCAAGCCUCGUAUGUCGCAUCCACACAGUACAGUAAUCUGGAUGCGCUGAUUCUGUGUCUUCUCUCCUCCAUCCUCUCCACCUGGGACUUCAGGCUUCACAUCCACUGUGUCUUCAAUGCCAGUGACUUCCUGCCCCUCCAGGCGUCCCUCUUUCCUCCCCAUCCAGCCACUGUGACCCAGUACGGCCCCCUGAGGCUUCAGCUGCAGAUCGACAAGGGAAAAGGGUACGACAAGGCUUUUAGUUCCUACCACAGGGAGGGGGACCACCCCAUUGUGGGGCUGCUUCAAGAGGCUGACCCCAUGGAGGUCUGGCUCCUGCAGAGGACAGACCCCAUGCUGGUCUUGGUGCUGCAUCUGCACUGGGCCGCUCCCAGCGCCAACCCCUUCCAGUAUCCUCAGUGGCCCAUCCAGUCAGGUGAGUGUCCUUUCGGUGACAUCAGGACCUGAAUGAUGGCCUUGGAAGGGGCUCUGCCCUUCCACUCUCACUACCCGUGCUUCACCGUUGCCACCUUCGCCCCACUGGACGCUGGCUCCUGGAGGGCCCGCAGGGGCCAGGUUUACUUCCUUUGCGGCACCUCUGCCUGCUGCCCCUCAGGGCUAAAGACUUACUCGACCACAUGUAGCUCUGGGGCUGCAGGUGAGUCCAGGUGAGCCUCAGGUCACCACAAUGACAUUGCCAGGCCCAGCAUGGUGAGCUCUCCCGGGCCACUGGGCUUUGAGGAUUCCUACAGGUGGGAGUCUACGCUGGAGCCUGCAGGUAUGAGGCUGUGGGCAGGCCCCUCAGGCCUUGGCCCUCCAGGGUGCGCUGACAAAAUGGGGAAGCUCUGGCUACCGUGAGGGCAGGAGAUGGUGUAACUGAAUUCAUUGGGGAACUAAGCGAAGCUAGCCAGGGUCCACCUCAUCUGCAAAAGGGCAGCUUCAGCUCUGCCCAGUGUGAUUCCCAAGGGCUGGGGUUUGGGGAGAGAGUUGGAGGGGCCCUUGCCCAGCCCUGCCAUCCUUCAGAUCCCUUUUGUCUGGCAGGUUCCACCAUGAGCUGCAACCCAAGACCUCUCCUCUGGGGAAUUCUUUUGCUGUUGGCUGUUGCCCUGGUCUGAGGGGUUGGCGUCUUUGUGGACCUGAGCCAGGCCAAGCCCAGAAGCUCCUGGAAGGCAACAGAAGGUGAACAGGCUGAAUAGACCCUUGUUUCAAGCCUAGUGAAAGCAGGUGUGGAAAAGCUACUUGUGGUGACUAGACAGAAUCAUUCUCAGCUUAGACACUUGCGCUUCAGAGUCAGCUCUGUCCUUCUAGAAUCGCGGCCUCUAUUAUUGGGUAGCGUCCAAUGUCUCCCAGGACUGAAUUUAGGAGACUUUGCCUCUCCGCAAGGAAAGGCAGCGUUCCAGGCAGAGAAAGCAGGACGAGAAGGUAGGGGGAGGUCAACUCACGGCAGAGUCAAAGAACAGCAGUAGCUGGGAAUCGGGAGCCUGGCGGGGCUAAUGGCCCGUGAGGGCUUGUCACCUUCUCACAGCCACAGGAGUUCUGACCGGGCGUCCUCGAAGCA